AGGAGUUUGCAUUUAAUGACACCAGGAUUGAUUAAAGACAGUUUACACACGCAAUCGACCAAGGCAGGAGAUGGGACCGCUUGUGGCAAUUUUGGAGAAUAAUUUUCUUAUUGUCUUGUUUUGAUGGCACAGAAAGAAGACGAGCAUCGUAUGAUUGGAGGGACUGCAAUUGAAAAGAAGAAGAAGAAGUCUAAAACGACCGAAGAAAAUGGGGCCAUAAAAAUGAAAGGGAACAGAAAUGAGAAUGAAGGUGAGCAGAGGGGUCCAGAAGAGGGAGGGAGAGACACUGGAGAGCAGGAGAUUACCCAGAAGAAGAAGAAGAAGAAGAAGAAGAAGGAAGUGAAUCAGGAGUAUGGACACAGCCCAGACACAGAGGAGGGAGGUCAGGAGAUGAGAAAGAAGGUGGUUAAAACGACUGGAACUGAACCAGUAGAGGACAGGGACGAGGAAGAGAAUCCAAAGUUAAAAAAGAAAAAGAAAAAGCAUAAAUCAGAAGAGAGCGAAGAAAUCCAGCAGCAUCCGGUCAAAGCUGUGAAACAAAAGCAAGCCGGAGCGGAGAAGAGAAAGAAGAAAAGAAAACACAAGGAAAUGGAGCAGGAGGAGGGAGGAGGUGUUGAAGUUGAAGAGGAAAAAGGAGUGUGUGCAAAAAAAAAGAAAAGGGUGAAUGAUGGGAGAGGGAGGCAAGAGGAUGAGGGGGUCAUAGAGCCUAAGGGGAGCAAAGAGAAACAACUGAAAAAAAGGAAGAAACGGCUGGUGGAGCAAGAGGAAGGAAAAGAAGAAGGGAAGAAAAAACAGAAAGGGGUGCCAAGCGAAACCGUGUCCCCGCAACAAGAAAUGCCAAAUAAACAAAUUAAUAAAAAGAAGAAAAUGAAGAAGUAUCUGUGCAGCGAAGAGACGGAGAGUGUUGAGAAGGAGGGGACGGUGACCAAGAAGAAAGGGAAGAAAAAGGAAAAGUUAGAUGCCAUUCAGGAGGGAGAUGAUGUGGAGAGGGAAGACGGAGAUGGCGGUUCACUAAAGAAAAAGCAAAAAAAGAAGAAAGUAAUGGAGGAGGUCAAGCUGCUAACAGCAAUGGAAAAGAACAACAAGGGAGUCAAAGUGAAGAUUAAAAUAGAAGACGAGUACUAUGGAAACAAACCAGAGUUUGAGAUUGUCUCUGUGAAGCCUGGAAACACAGAUGAGGUGAAUAUAGACAAGGAACGUCGACGGGCUCUUCAGGAGGAGAUUGACCGUGAGUCAUGCCCCCCUCCACACGAUCCGGUAACGGGAGCAAGUUUCGGCCAGUGGGGCACCGCCACCUUCGGAAAUGUCGACCGGCAGAACAAGUUCCUAAGGCUGAUGGGUGGGUUCAAGAAGUCUGGCCAGUCCCUGGCCCCAGAGGGCGGGGUCAUGGCGGAGCGACCCAACAUGGCUCUGAACCAGGCUGACCAGGACCAGCUGACCCGCGGGCUGCAGGGGGAGUUUGACCGUGCCCAGAACCGGCGACUCCACCCACAGCAGAAAGGGGUGGGGCUGGGGUUCCAGUCUGCCCCCAGCAAGUUCCGCAUCGACCGUGAAGCCUCCAAAUCCGUCAAGUUUGAGGACUAACCCCUGAAGGACCGGAGACAAGAAUAGCUGCAGUUGAAAUUAAUGGUUUCUGUUUACAUUAUUGUAAUGAUAAACAGUGACAUUCCUGUACCUGCGUCCAGAUGUGAAGCACCAAGUCAACUCAGUAACACGAUGGCGAUUCUUGAAAUGCUAGCUUUUUUAAUUGUUUUUAUUCAUUCAUGCUUGAAAGCAAGCAUCCCACUGGAGGCUUAAUCCAUUCUGCCCUGUUCAUACCUUCACCCUUAGAGACCUUGCCUGUAUGCCCAUCUACCCCCCUUCUCCCCUUUGAGACUGUGGCGUCCCUCAUUCUACCCCUUCGUUACUGAAUACAGGACCCUCCUUUGAGAAUGUUAUCUACCCCCUGUUUGAAUCAUGUUCUAGUCAUGCAGCAGCUUUUUGAUUGUUUUCUAUGCAGAGACCUGGAGUUUUGGAUCUGACUGCAAUAAGUCAGGUCUUUACAGUUUCUGAUGCCACUAUGUGGAACUGUCAGGGCUCGGAGACCAGCUGACAGCCAUUUACCACAGAGAUAAAUAAUCUUUGAGUCUAUUGUGUAAAUGCAAUAAAAUGUAUUGUGCAUUCAUC
Acipenser ruthenus (sterlet) is the source of this 2166-nucleotide messenger RNA. It is a transcript of the gene knop1, whose product is annotated as lysine-rich nucleolar protein 1. NCBI's taxonomy places the organism in Eukaryota, Metazoa, Chordata, Actinopteri, Acipenseriformes, Acipenseridae. The record is from RefSeq and is a predicted model, not a curated record. The transcript is spliced from 5 exons. The coding region runs from base 124 to 1584 and encodes 486 amino acids.